This is a messenger RNA of Callorhinchus milii (elephant shark), 1882 nucleotides long. Its product is annotated as adenosine deaminase domain-containing protein 2. Gene Ontology annotation, biological process: adenosine to inosine editing; RNA processing. NCBI's taxonomy places the organism in Eukaryota, Metazoa, Chordata, Chondrichthyes, Chimaeriformes, Callorhinchidae. Gene Ontology annotation, cellular component: cytoplasm; nucleolus. Gene Ontology annotation, molecular function: tRNA-specific adenosine deaminase activity; double-stranded RNA adenosine deaminase activity; double-stranded RNA binding. The record is from RefSeq and is a predicted model, not a curated record.
CUCGCGCAGCGCUGUGGGCGGCGGUUGUCGUCGUGAGAAGAAAGCGUUAGGACGCUGAGCGCGAUGGAAAGGCCCAAGGAGAGCAGACGAUCCAUUCGAUUGGCCGCUUUGUUGCCUCUGCACGUGGCCAGCUCGCCUUCGAAGGCCGGCGUUAGCUGCUCGGAAGAGGAGGCGACCGGGGCCUCUGUUCCGGACGUUUCCACGGCGGAACCGGGGGCCAAUGCAUCUGCGUGUACCACACCACAGCUCCCAAGUGAGACAACGGAGAGCAAUGGGCAAUUGUUGAUGCAGACUGACGCGACUGAAACAGGUCAUGCGGACGAGCCUUCUGCAGUCUUGGAGCCAGAUGAGGAAACUCUGAUGGAUUUGCUGAGCCUGUUUAAAGAUAAGAAUGUGAACCCCGUAUCUGCUCUGCACGUCUUUUCCCAACGCAAAGGAUGUUCCGUGCAUUUCCGUGAGGUGGAGAAUUCAGGAGCCACGGCAAUGUUCUGCUACUCGAUUCGUGCCGUGGUCGACGGGGUCGAGUAUGAAGAGGGUGUCGGCAGCAGCAAAAAAGAAGCCAAGUACAACUGCGCUCAGAUUGCCUUGAAGGAACUCAGCAAACAACUGCAGCAGAAAGUCUCGAAGGCAGCGCUUCCUGAACCACCCAACAGCAACCGGACAGCACCUGUGAGAAAGCUACAGAAGCCGAACGAAAACCCAGUUAUUCACCCCAUCCGCUGUGCAGCAGUGAGCAGCUGUGUAUUUAACAUCCUCUUAAACUCUGUUCCCAAGCACAAGAGCCAUGGGGGGAGUUUAGCAGCUUUCAUAGUGGAGAGAGUGACAGAGGAUUCCAAAGGGGAGACCAGUGAAUGCUAUGAAGUUGUUGCUUUGGGAACAGGUGAUACUUGUUACAGCGGUUGGAUGCAUUUUGACGGACGGUUACUGCACGACUGCCAUGCGGUGGUGGUAGCGAGGCGAGCGUUCCAGAGGUACCUGUAUAAGCAGCUGCUUCUGGCCUGCACUAACAAUGCCACCGCGUUGGACAAGUGUAUCUUCUCCCAAUCUGCCCAAAACGGUCUGUCGCUCAAGAGCAAAGUGUUUAUCCAUCUCUACCUCAGCCAAGUGCCAUCUGGGGCGGCUCAGAGCAAGCUCAUGGAGCCAGAGCCGUACAGAAACCCUGAAAUGCGGCUGCAAGUUCACUCCAAAGGCGCGGUGGUGCCUGUGGCUAGUUGCCGGCUCAGUGUGAGCGCAGCCAGGGUUUGCUGUAUGAGCGGCAGCGACAAGUUGGCUCGCUGGAUGGUGUUGGGUAUCCAGGGCGCUCUCCUCAGCCACUACAUCAACCCUCUGUACAUCACCAGCAUCGUCCUGGCCGGCCCGUUGCAGUCAGUGAACACCGUAGCAAAGGCCGUGAACCAGCGUGUGGGCGAGCCUGCGGGAAGCACUGCCGGAGCCCUUCACCCCAGCCAAGGCCACUUCUUCCUCUGCCACCAGCAGGAGAAGCCGGAGAGCGAGUCCCCUGGUUCCACGCUGAGCAUGAACUGGUGUCAGGGGGACGGGACGCUGGAGGUCGUGGACGCGACGACGGGGAAGGUCACCGAAGAUUCACCUAUUAAGAGUGGAAGUGGCCAGGCUAGCCGCCUGUGCAAGUCAGCCAUGCUCUACUCCUUCCGACUUGUAGCCAAGGGAAUGAGCAGACGGGAUUUACUGCACCUCGCGACAUGUCGGCAAGCCAAGAUGGUGGCUCAGAGGUACCAACACGCCAAGUGUCUGCUGAACCAGCACUUCCUGUCCGCGGGGGCAGGGCUGUGGCCACAGAAGCCAUUGGUGGACGAUUUCCCCAAAUAAUCACCUCCCUGGGGGUCCGAGCGCUCCGAGAUACAGACAUACUCUCUCCCUCUCC